AUGCCAAUCGCCGCGGCUACCAAACUCCCGCAAAUGUUCUCCACCAUAAGAACACCCAGCCUCCAAGGUUAUCAGAUUUAUCCCGACGGCAUCAAGUACUCCUUCCUUCCCAUGGCAGCAUCACCACUUUCUCAAAGUCAGCUCUAUGAAAAGAGCAGCAGUUCCAUAGACCCAGAUGUGGAACAGAACAGGUUGACCAGGCUGGAGUCGGUCGUUUCUACCGCCAGCCAGCAGUGUGCAACGGCCAUUGGUCGGCUGAGGGGUGGAGGUGCUGGACAAAUAGCUCCCUUCACCCACCCACUAGGGCAUAUCAGAACUUCUCCAGACGUUAUUGUCGAUUUUGACGGGCCCGAUGAUCCUUAUAGACCUGCAAAUUGGUCGUUUAGAAAAAAGUGUCUUACCACUUUUCUAUAUGGACUGGCUACAAUGGGCUCUACCUGGGCAAGUGCAGUCUAUGCCCCAGGAAUCAAGCAAAUCUGCAAGGAGUUCGGGGUUAAUGAAGAAGUGGGAACAGUUGGUAUCAGCUUGCUGCUCUUUGGAUUCGGUCUCGGUCCCUUGAUAUGGGCUCCCCUAUCCGAAAAAUAUGGAAGAAAGCCUACCGUUCUUCUCCCAUAUGCAAUUGCAGUGAUCUUCUCGUUUGCUACAGCAACUGCUAAAGAUAUACAAACCGUCUUACUAUCACGGUUCUUCUGUGGGUUCUUUGGUGCUGCUCCAGUAACAAACACUGGUGGGGUUCUGGGAGACUUGUGGUCCCCCGAGGAGCGUGGAGUGGCCCUUAUUGGGUAUGCUAUAUCGGUAGUCAGCGGUACUGUAUUGGGACCAAUUACUGGAGGCGCAAUUGUCCAAAGCUCCCUUGGAUGGAGAUGGACUGAAUAUAUUACUGGAAUCCUGACGCUUUUCAUUCUCAUACUGGACUCUAUACUUCUCGAUGAGACCUAUCCCCCAGCUCUGCUUGUAACUAAAGCACAACAUCUUCGCUACUCAACUGGGAAUUGGGCAUUGCAUGCGCGCCAUGAAGAAUGGGACGUCGGGUUUGGAGAAAUGGCCAACAAAUAUCUGGUUGUCCCUUUCCAGCUCCUUGGUACUCCUAUAUGUUUCUCAGUUGCCCUCUACGCCUCAUUUGUGUACGGCAUGCUGUACCUGAACCUUUCCUCGUUCCCAAUCCAAUUCCAGGAAGAAAGGGGCUGGAAUCAACUCGUUGGCCAGCUCCCAUUCCUUGCAUUUCUGAUCGGGAUUCUAUUCGGUGCAAUCGCAAACCUGACGAAUCAAAGAUUCUAUGUUAGGAAAUACAGGGCAAAUAACUGUCGUGCUGUAUCCGAAGCUCGUCUCCCUCCAAUGAUAGUUGGAUCUGUGUUGUUUGCUGGUGGUCUCUUCCUCUUAGGCUGGACUUCCGACCGGCGCAUCCCAUGGAUAGCAACGACAAUAGGGACAGCUAUUAUAGGCUUUGGGUUUUUUACCAUCUUCCAGGCUUCCUUGAACUACCUCAUCGAUACAUUUCCAACUGUAUCUGCUAGUGCCGUUGCAGCAACCACCUUUCUGCGGAGCUUGUGUGCUGGUGCGUUCCCCCUUUUCGUGAGGUCAAUGUACACGAAGCUGGGGAUUCCAUGGGCAGUCAGUGUGCUAGGUUUUAUAAGUAUUGUCCUACUUCCCAUCCCUUAUCUCUUUUACUUUUAUGGGCCAAAAAUUCGAGCAAAGGGUCGGUGGUCUCGUUCCUCAUUAUAA
Trichophyton rubrum CBS 118892 is the source of this 1722-nucleotide messenger RNA. RefSeq lists its product as uncharacterized. Bases 1 to 1722 code for a protein of 573 amino acids. The record is from RefSeq and is a predicted model, not a curated record. Lineage: Eukaryota; Fungi; Ascomycota; Eurotiomycetes; Onygenales; Arthrodermataceae. Gene Ontology annotation, biological process: transmembrane transport. Gene Ontology annotation, molecular function: transmembrane transporter activity. The transcript is spliced from 5 exons.